Messenger RNA from Puntigrus tetrazona (Sumatra barb), 6646 nucleotides. It is a transcript of the gene jcada, whose product is annotated as junctional cadherin 5 associated a. The record is from RefSeq and is a predicted model, not a curated record. Gene Ontology annotation, cellular component: ruffle membrane; adherens junction. Gene Ontology annotation, biological process: positive regulation of blood vessel endothelial cell proliferation involved in sprouting angiogenesis. NCBI's taxonomy places the organism in Eukaryota, Metazoa, Chordata, Actinopteri, Cypriniformes, Cyprinidae. The transcript has 3 exons. Bases 165 to 4574 code for a protein of 1469 amino acids.
CGUUUUCUUUCACAGCGAUGGCCUCUCCUGUGCAGCUGUUCAUGAGCUUGCCUCAUCUGGACUAGGAGCGGAAUUCAUCUGACACUCACACAGGCACGCACACACACACACACACACACACACACACACACACACCACUAAAAGCAAAAACACACCGCUUAGCCAUGUACAGCGUGGAAGACCUUCUCAUCUCUCAUGGAUACAAAGUCCCUCAAAGGAACAGCAACAAUGUCCCUGUCUCACAUUCGUCUUCCCCCCACCCCGCAACCUAUGAGAAAUGUCUGCCGACACGAAGCGACAGCCGGUGUGAAAUUGCUGAGAAGCGUAAAGGACACAGCGGCGUGAAUGGCUACGAGGGGGACCAUGUUUACAGCGGCGGAGGCAUCAGACAAGCUCCUGCCAGGGGAUUCCCCGGUGACGCCGAGAACAGGGUCAGGAAGCAGAGGACACAAGACGUGGACAACGGUAACCUAGGAGAUGGACGUUUGCCUGAAGAUAGCCUGACCACGGACAGUGGGUUUUUUGAGACCCACAGAGGAAUACAUUCACAACCUAGAUCUGAGCAGGAUGUGUCCUACUGGCGAAGAAGAGGUCAGGACUUUAGUGUGCUUUUGGAUUAUGCAGACUUCAGGGACCCACGUGGAAGUGGAGGAGGGGUUCCCAACAAACCAGAAGGCAUGCAACGGAGACCAGAAUCUGCCUUAAGCACAGAGGAACAUAACCGUGAAAGACAACGACGGGCAGAGAGUGCACGUGCCAGGGAGAGAGAGAUGGCUCUGCACCAGUGGAGAAUUGCAGCUGAAAGGAAGUACCAAAGUUUGGGAACAGAGGAGUGGCGCCCAAUGACCAGCAUGAGCCGCCAGCCAUCCGAAAAUGAGGUGGCACAGGAGCAACGCAGGCCACGAACUGCAGAAGGAGCUGUUCCACCUAGAACCAAAAACAAGUCCCAGUCACUACCCAGAAUGGCUCUUCAAUCUGAAAGCCUCCAGUACUUUAGCAUACCAACUGCUGGGCAAGACUCAUAUGGAGGCUAUAAGUUAAAUGGCCAUCAUACACGAGACCCUCAUGGACGGCAUCUUAAUGAUGGGGAGAACAGGCAGCGGUGGACUGACCGAUCAGGAGCGCAGUCCGCACCACUAUCAAAACCCAGAUUUAGCCGACCGCUCAGACCUCCAUCUUAUGAAGUGCACCAGCAGAUGCGUGGGAGCGCAGAGAUGCUCACGGGGGAGCCUGCUCCUCGUGCAAGAGACAGAACUCCACUGCCCUUCUCAAGGCAGGAGUACUUUGUACAAGAACUGGCUGGAUCUGGUGUGGAGCCCCCCGGUUAUAUCCCUCCUCCAUCCUACAGGAGGCAGCCUGUAGUUAAUAGAGGUCACAGAACUUAUCCUAUCUCUAUGGGUAACCACCAAUAUAGAGGUGACCCAUAUAUGCAGGGUUCUGCGAUGACAGAAGUGCAGGAAUGGUUUAUAAGGCAAACUGGGAUGGCUUGGCCAGAUCAUUACAGGGAUGGAAGGAGAAGUAUGCCCUGCAGGAGACAGGCGUAUCCAGGCUACAGUGAAGAACGAAUGGGUAAUGUUCAGUACAUUCCCUUUGACGACCCUCGUGUCAGACACAUUUCAGGAGCAGGGAUAGAUGGAAACUCGUUGACGGAUGCAGACAAAAUCAGAAACAUCAGGAAUGAGAUUCCGGUCAACCUCUUAUCUGAGAAAUCUAACGACAGUGCCUUUACUCUCACAGAGAAAUCCUUUGACCGCACUGAACCAUGUAAAAGCAAUAUAAGUGACUCUGUUAAUGAGGACAGUAUACACAAGGAAGUGCUGAAGGAGACAGAAAGUUCAAACACAAUACCUGACCAAAACUGCAACAGGCAUCCAGCUACCCAUGGAAAUAUAGUUGCUCUUCAAAUGACAAUGCAACAGAACUCAAACCAGGGUUUGAUUGAGACAGUGACACAAGUAAAGAAAUUUGAGGCAAAAACUGUGUCUGAGAACAAGAAAAACUCCAAGAAGAAGCUCAAAGAAACAAUGUUUUGCCUUGUAUCUGUCCCUAUUAGUAUGCAAGCUAACAAAAGUGUGUCUGACCCAAAUAACAAUGAAAAAUUGACAAAUUCAAUAGAAAACACAGUGGGGCAGCAUGACAACCAAAACCUUUUAAAAACAUCAAGCAAAGAGAAACGAAUACAGUCCAGCAGCUCCCCCUCUAUUAAAAGUUCCCCUCUGAGGAAAGAGACUGUAGAUACAAGGUCCCUUAAUCCAAGCCAAGACAAUGAAUUGUUCUGUCCAGGAUCCUGGCCUGGAGAUCAGUACAGAAACCAGGAAACUCAGACGGGUUCUCCAGAAGUAUCCAGAAAUACCCAUCCUCCGACAAAUGAACAUUCCUCCCCUUACACGAUCACUGAUAAUGAAGGUGAAACCAACUGUAGUGCCAACUACGGAUAUCCUAUGAUAGGUCAAAAGGAUCUCAACCCUUCCAGCAACAGUGCAUUCUCCCGAACUAGAACUGGAAGUAGUUCAAGUAUAAGGAGCCCAACUCUACCCCAAUCAUCAUCAGUUCCGCCAUCUCCAGACCGUCAGCCUUUGCUGAGAAAGACAAACCAAACAGCAGAUGGUCAAGAAGUUUUUGGACAGUUCUUGCUAAAGCCAGUGAACAGACGAAAAUGGGAUGCUAUCGGGGAGCUUGAGUCUUUUAAUAAGGAGAUACAGGAUCAUACUGGGAAGUAUCCAAAUGUUGACCAGAAUAUAGAAGAGCUGGAUGAGGCAUUGAAUAGUAUUCUAGAGCUGAGUGACUCAAGCAGAGACAUCAAUAAUACAAGACAGGAAACCACCACCCUCCACACGAAGAAGGAAACUGACCAGCAGUCACAUAUAGUGCAGGUCACAGAGACGCAAAUGAAAAGCAAUAACUUAAAUGUAAUGUCAGAUUCUGGGAACAGAGGCCAUCCAGAAUACAAAAGUAUAAAAAGUUCCAAGGCAAGGGUGAACUUGGACAGCCAGAGACAAAAAAUACCCAUCACUAAAUCUGAUAAUUAUGUCAGCUUUGAGAUUCUGCAGAGGGGAGACACUGAUCCAGCAGUACAUCGGCAGGAUAUCCCAGUGCCAAAAGAGUGCUUGCUUAAGGAUGUUGGUUUAACGGUAUACACUGCCAUUCCAGACACUGUGACCUCUGGAUCCCCUACCUGCUUGAGUCCUGAGUCACCUAUGUUAACUAGCCCCUCUGACAACUCAGAGAUGUGUGAGACUUUGCAGAUUACGUCAUCAGACAGUAGCGGAGAUUUAAGCAGGCACAGUCCUGAGUAUGCUGAAGGUACUCAAAGCUUGAACAAUAAUAAUGCCUUCAACUCCAAAGCCCCCAACAAGAAGGAAGCUGGGGAAAACCCAGAUGUUACAAGGUCCUCACGUAUACAUGUGAUCAAGAGUCUUCAUUGUAGGUUUAAGGCUAAUUAUGAAGAUGAUGAUGAUGAUGACAAUUGUUAUUCAGAUUAUUUAAGUUGGAGUAAUGAAAAGACCUUGGCAGAUGAACACCUUGAGACUCUUCUGAGUCAAGAGAAGGCCAAUAGUAUGCAGAAUGAAGACCUUAGUAACCUGUACCAAGUCCAGUGUGCCAAAGGUAUUCCUGAAAAUGAAUCCAUUGAACAACGGGCUGCCAGAAUACUUGGCAUUGAAGUGCCAGUUGAAGCUUUGGUUGUUGAUCAGGAUGAUGACAAACUGGUAGAAAGAAAUUUGAAAACCACAGAUGUUCCAGAAUUGGCAACACAAACCAAAGAGUUGAGCUUAAAUGAGGACAAACAGAAUGUCAGUAGAGAGUAUGAGGAAGUGCCAGACAGGUCUAUGGAAAGUCAUGAAGAUAUGUCAGAGGUAGGAUUUGGAGGAGAUCCAGAGUCUGGAGAAGAUUUACUUAGCGCUGAAAAGCAUAGCCAGAGAGUCUCCUCUGUGUUGGAGCUGCCAGAGUUUCCUCCAAGUAACUUAUGUUUGUCGCUUCCACUGACCGAGGAUGAGGAAUUGACUCUUAGUGUAGGUGGGGGAGAAUGGAAGGAGACAGUUAAUUCUGAGAUAACAGAAGUACCACAUGACAUGCAGGCAUAUUGCCCACCUCCUCUGUCCCCCUCAUCCACAAAUGAUCAGGCAUCCCUGGAGUACACCGUCUAUGCAAAGGAGGAAAGCUGUCAGUCAUUAGUGAGAACUAUUACCAGGAUCACCUUGGCCAAAGAGACAGGCUUAGAAGAAAAGGGAGGAGAACUAAAAGAGUCAGUUAAAGGGGAUGAAACAUUAGUGGAAAAGAACCAAUACAGUGAGAAUGCAGUCAGAGAAAACAAAGACACGUCCAGUUAUAUGCAAGAAGAGGAUGAACAAGCUCAGGAGGAAGUUUCAGCUGAAGAGGUGAUACUAGCAAGAUCAAGGCAGUCACCAAAGUCAUUGGCACGUCCAGUCCCACAACCCCGCAGUGGCAUGGUAGCAAAGAGAGAGAUCACUCUGCCACAAGGAUUCAGCAUGGAUAAUACAAUGUCUGCAAUUGAGGAUGAUGACAAGCUGUUUAUUUCAGAUGCAUAUGACCCCAGUCGUGUGGAGAGAGUCUGAUCUUGGACACCAUCCAAGCAAACUCUUUGACCUUACAGGAAUACACGAUGUAAACAAACACUAAUCUGAAACUGGACAUGAUGCAGGCAUGGACUCAAUUUAUUAAUGCAUAAUCACAGAAGUUCAUAAGCAGGCAGAUGGACUUCAUGCCACAUAUUAAGACUAAUUUUCAGACCUUCUAUGGCCUGUUGAUGGAUGAAGUAGCAAAGUUGUUUAUCAAAGAGAUAUGAAUGUAUCAAGUAAAGCUCAGACAUUACAAAAAUAGCUACAAAUCGGUCUGUAUAGACUAUAGUUUCUCUGCACCAGCAAAUGCUGGAGUUCUGUCGGACUUUCACAGAACACAGUGUCAUUGUGCCAACAGCGACAAGAAAGACACAAAAGCUUGCACUUCUCAUUUUCUGCAGUAUUACCAAUGAGAGAAAGGAAAGAUGCCUUGAUGUAUUAAAGCAAUGAACUGGACUGGCGAGGUAGCAGCUGAAUCGGUGACAUUACACUGUGCUUUUAAUCACAGAGAAAUAUUUUUGUAAGAAAUGUUAAAAGGAAAGUGUGAUUAUCUGUUUUACAGGUGGGAGAAACCAUGCGUGUCACUGUGGUAAAACUGCAAUAUAAAAUCAUAUUUUUUGCAAAUGGAAUAGGCUGCUUUUACCCAAAUGAGGCAGCUAAGAAGAAAGCUGCACAGAGGCAAAGAUUUAAGAAUAUUUUGUGUGAAGUCUUGGUCUCUAGAAACUUUAAUCUUAACUGCAGUGUCUUCAAUAGUCAGUUCCCAUAGUUAUUGCUUUAAAAUGACUUCCUUCACUCAAGAUUUUUAUAUAUCUCAUAUGCAGUUUGAGCUUUUCAGUGUAGCAAUCUGAUAAUGUAUCAUCUCAUCACGAAAUGCAAUCAAAAAAAAAAGAAAAAUGUAUUUAUUUUUAUCAAGCUAUCAGUCUGUACAGAUGAAAAUAUAUAUUCAAAAAAAGUGUUUUUAUUUUACCUUGUGGGUUUGUUUGCUUGCUUACAAUCAUUAUGGAUAUAUCAUAUCUGAAUAUGUCUAUUAAUCCUGUAUUACUCGGACAAUGAAUGAUUCUUUUAUUGUGCCGUGUGGCGUGCUUUUUGUUGCACAAAUGUCAGAAAGUGUUACAUGUGUUUCUUUAUGCACAUACAAAGUAUUCUGCGUUUUAAGUCCAAUAUCAAUUCUGAAAGCUAACUCCUAUUGUGAGUAUAUCUACGGGACGUAGUGCUUGUUAAUCACUUUACCCUUGUAAUUGUUCGGUUGCUUUCUGUUAUGACUCAACUGGAUACGCUUCCUCAAUGUUAUAUCCAUCACAUAGUUUUAUAAAUGCAAUCAAAAGUGCACUAAAAUGAAUUUAGUAUUUAGCACAUCCAAAAACUGGCGACAGCGGCCAAAAACUCCAAAAUAAAGUCAUUGCAUCCAUUUACUCUGAAUAUAGUUAUUGUUAUGGAUAAAGAGUGCAAUACCAUAAUGUUAUUAUUGUCAAUAUAUCCCAUAAGCGUAAUAAUAAACUAUGAAUUAAAGCAGAUAAAUGUUCUAUAAUCAGUGGAUGGUUAGAAAAAAUAUAAGGCAUAGCAUUCAUCACACUUACUUUUUGUAAGUUAGAAUCAAGUAAUUGUUGUAAGUAGUUCUUGAUUGUUUCUACCAUUUUGUACAAUUUUGUUUUUCAAAACGGAUGAUUAUAUUGUUGCAUAUAACGUAUAUGGCAUUUAAUAUCUUUUUCUAUUUUCAUACAGAAACUGUACAUGAUUAUUUUGUAUUGGGUUGGAAUUGAUUUGCCUUCUCUGCAUGAUAUAAGAGAUGUAAACUGGGGUCAGGAAAAUGUUUUGCAUACAACUGCAUUUGGUACCACAUUAAAAUUAUAUUCAUUAUAUUACAUGGUGCACAUUUUUAUCCUGCUAAAAAAAUGAUAUUUAAAUUCAAAACAAGCUAUUUUUUGAAUAUUUUACAGAAAGGGAAGUAUUUACUGUGCACCUCAGUACUUGUGUCUUUGAAGUAUUGGGUGAAUGUUGAAUGAAAUGUUUGAGAGGAAAAUUCUUUGUAUAUUAUAGCAGAUUGCUCAUUAAUAAACUCCUUGCAUGGA